GCUAAACGUUUUACAUAAGUUCCGGUUCCUGAUGUUGCGUUCGAGCGUUUCCGCCGUUUUACGGCUUGCCAUUCGCCCCACACAACUGAGCAGUGUUCGGAAUUAUGCCGCUCCCCCGAAACGAUUCUACCGUAAUACCGGCGUUAUUUCGAGCAACGGAAGGUACGAAAUCACACUGGACAGCCGAAAGCUGAAAACCCCGAAAGGACUUCCGUUCUUUGUUGAGAGCGAGCCACUUGCAAUCGCUAUCGCUACAGAAUGGGACGCACAGAAGGAUGUGAUCGAUCGAUCGGCUAUGCAUUUGACAGCUCUCAGUAGCACUUUCAUUGAUAAUCCUAAUGGUGUGCAGAAGCACGAUAUGGUAAACUAUCUGGUGAACUACAUCAGCACCGAUACGAUUUUGUUCCACUCGAGCGAAGAACCCGAGUUGAAAAAGCUUCAAACACAGGAGUGGGAACCCAUCAUCGACUGGUGCAACAAGCGGUACGAGAUUAACCUUGCCUCAACGGACUCGCUCGUUGUGCCAACGUUUGCUCCCGGAACGGCCAUGAAUCUGAGCCGUUAUUUCUCGUCCUACAAUACGGCGGCAUUACAUGGCUUUGUGUUUGCGGUGGAUACGAUCAAAUCGAUCAUCCUCACGAUGGCUUGUGUAGAUAGGCAUCUCACAACGGAAAGGGCUGUACAACUGGCGCGACUCGAAGAAGAAUUCCAGCAAGGUCAUUGGGGGAAGGUAGAGUGGGCCCACGACAUCCAGCGAUUGGACACCCAGUCGCGGUUAUCUGCCGCACUGUUGUACGUUCACUUCAACUCGAGUAAUGUCUUCAUCAAAGAGAAGGUAUCACUCUAGAUGCAGAUGGAUGCUAAAUAAAGAUGGAUAUCGUUAACGCGACUUAGCCAUCUUAACCUGA
Messenger RNA from Anopheles darlingi, 908 nucleotides. Its product is annotated as ATP synthase mitochondrial F1 complex assembly factor 2. Gene Ontology annotation, cellular component: mitochondrion. Gene Ontology annotation, biological process: mitochondrial proton-transporting ATP synthase complex assembly. NCBI's taxonomy places the organism in Eukaryota, Metazoa, Arthropoda, Insecta, Diptera, Culicidae. The record is from RefSeq and is a predicted model, not a curated record. Bases 32 to 847 code for a protein of 271 amino acids. The transcript is spliced from 4 exons.